Molecule: messenger RNA, 5193 nt
Organism: Spizellomyces punctatus DAOM BR117
Lineage: Eukaryota; Fungi; Chytridiomycota; Chytridiomycetes; Spizellomycetales; Spizellomycetaceae
Product: pentatricopeptide repeat domain-containing protein
Exons: 1
Coding region: 31-5013 (1660 amino acids)
Molecular function (GO): protein binding
Source: RefSeq, a predicted model, not a curated record
UGUAGAUCUCUUCAAAGAUGCCCGUUCUUCAUGACUUUUUGCAUCCGUCUAUUCAAACCCUGCAUAUUGCGCUAUCGUGCAUCCAUAUUAAGACUUCCGUCUAGGCCUAGAGCGUCUCUUGCUUCCAUUACGUCAAGCCCUCCGGUAGCACCUGCGUUACAGGACGCAGCCGGCACCCGUCGCUUUCUUCGCAAACUUAACCAUGAGAUCCAAAACGGCGACACUAGGGGGGCUUUGGCCAGUUAUAGGAGAAUUAUUGAAAGCCCCGUGGGCUCUACGAGAGUUACUCCUUACCUGAUUCGCAGACUGCUCGCAUGUGUGCGGAGAACGGAAUCUCGACGCCGUGUUGCGCUGGUCACCCUUCGUUUGACAGCCGACAUGCGACGACUGUCCUUACCGAUGGAUCAGCAGGACUAUAAUCAUCUUAUUCUAGCAUACGUAGAGCUGAGUCACCAGGAGGCCGUUCGUUCAGUUUUGGGUGAAAUGGAAUUGCGGGGAAUUCAACCGAACGUUGUCACGUAUAAUCUCCUGCUUUCUGAUUUUGCUCGAAAGGGGAACAUUGAAGGAUUGAGAAACGGAAUUGCGAGAAUGCGUGAAAUAGGUAUUCAUCCCGACAAAGUCACGUACAACACUAUUCUGGCUGGUUUGGCCGCAAACUUGGAAUCCGGUGCCACUGAAGAGAUCUCUCUGGUAAUGCAGAGGAUGGAAGAAGAUGGAAUAGUUCCGGAUGCCUUGACCUAUAACAUACUGGUAAAAUGCUUUAUACGGGCGGGGCAAACAGACGCAUCGAUGCGCAUGCUUGGCAGAAUGACUGAGGAGGGGAUCACACCUGAUGAAACCACGUACCGGACUAUUAUAGCAGGUUUUUUGCGGAAUGAGGAUGUGGAGCGAGCAGAAACUCACUACCAUGCGAUGGUAAAUGCCGGUCAUAAACCUCCUCUCUGGAUUUAUGAGCGAUUUGUCGAGGCUUCUGCCAAGCAAGGUCAGAAUGAACUAGCGGAGAGAUGGUACAAUGAGCUUCUGCACAAUGGUGGACAACCAACAGCAAAGGUGCUUCUAGCUAUGAUCCGACUAGCUUGCUCGAAAAGGGACCUAGGGAGAGUAAAAAAAUGGUUAAAGCUCUCACAAGAACGUAAAAUCGUUGAAGAUGACCCCGGUAGUUUCUAUCGCGUUGCCAUAACAGAGCUUCUGAAUCGCGAUGCUCUUACUGCGGUACCCGCCAUGCAUCAGCUUAUGAUUGAGCAUGAUUGCAUGGUUGAUUCCACACUGGAGCACGUCUGGCGGGAGAUGACCCGCAACCGGGAAAGCGCAACAAGCGGGCCAGCUCUUCUUGAGAGCCAACCAUGUGGAGGCCUUGUGGGUGAACUUAUUCCAACUGGAAAAUCACAGGAUACAUAUGAUAUUUCCCCGAAGAAACUGAAAGAGAGCGUGCAGGACCCUGUGGUUGUGACGACCCUGAGUCCUGCCCCCACAAUGUUGACGGAUAUAUUGAUCGCCAACCGGCGUAUAUCGGCCCUUGCAAAGUCACCCACCACAUUUCCUCAAGCACUCCGCCUGUUCAAUUCCCUUCCGACGCUUGCUUUAGCCCCGGUUGCCGCUACGUAUAGUCCCAUUCUCGGCGCUUACGCACGAAUGGCCGAUAUUCAUGGAUUACAGGAGGUGUGGGAUAGAAUGCGUAGCAGUGGCAUUAAACCGGAUGUGGCAUGCUACAAUGCGCUGAUACAAGGCUAUAUGCGGGCUGGGCUCGUCUCGGAAGCUAUUGAUACACUUCAUAUCAUGGACUCGGCCGGCUUAAGCCCAACAGCUAUCACGUUGCGCCUGAGAGUGGAAGUUGCGCUUGCCGGUAAACAAUUUGAUGAAGUUGUUGAUCUUGUCGCUGCGAUAUGUCGGGACGAAGUAACAGACGCAUUCAAAGCGAUAGACGUUGCUGUGGAUGGCCUCUGUCGGGAUAUGCGCUUCACGGAUGCAGCUCGUUGCUGGCUAGCUGCCCAUGAAGUCUCCCUCCGUGCGAAGGAAUCUUUUGGAGCACGAAGAUUGAUUAAAUAUCCGACAACGGCUGGGCUGGUCGCAGGUCUUCUCGGUUGCGGAGACUUGAUGUCAGCGCUCAAGAUAUACAGGACAUCGGUGUUGGAGGGUAUGUCAUUCCAGGAGGAUAUAGUAGUACAAAUGGCAAAAGGUCUGAACCAAAUCAGCGACAAAAUUGCGGACUUUGAAUGGGUAUUAGAUGAUGCCGUGUCGAAGAGGAUAACGCCAGAGCAUGCCGCGUGGCGCUUUGUAUUCAACAUCUUGAGAGAAUUUGAUGGCACUCUGGGAUCAAAAUUAGUUGGGAAGGUUAUUGGACAAGCGCCGCGUCUACCGACUGCCGAAGGAGCUGCAAAGUUGUUGAUGUAUGCUUAUGCAAGGAGGGAUGCCGUGUCAUUUUCUAGUUGGUACGAUGUGCUAACAGCACACGGCGUCGUAAUCUCACUCACAGUAUACCAAGCAAUAUUUGGUUCGCAUCAAAUGAAGUGGCCUUUGGGCUUUCUCAAUCGCUGCUUAGACGAUGUGGCUCGCUUUCCAGGCAAAACCGAUGAAACUCAACGUCUUUUGCAGAAAGUAUUUGCAAUUGCUCUCGAAUGCAUGACAUCCGCUCAGGACGGUGCGGGCGUCUGGAAGGCGUACACACACCUCAAGGAGAGGGAUCCGUGUAUACCCAUUGCCCAACGCGGCCGUGUGAUUAGCGCACUUUGUUCUGCGGGGAUGCAGAUGGAAGCUGAACAGGUUCUUUUGGAUGCGGGUGAUAAAGUAGAUGCCGGCAUGUACGAGAGCCUUGCCAUUCUGUAUGCACGCCAGGGAUUGCCCGAAAAAGCAGAGUCAGCAUGUUUCAGAAUAAUCGAGCUCGGACGUGCGAAUUGUUACACCGCAAUGUCGCGAGCAAUUAUUGAAGCUAUCAAGUUUGGCCAUAUGGAGACUGGGUUCUUGUUGCUCGAUAGAACAAUGAAGAUGGGCAUAGAAUUAUCGGAAUCAUUUUACGUCGAUUUAAUGACUGAACUGGCUAAACGCGGCGAAUUUGCGUCUGUCCUUGAUCUGGUGUGCCGCAUCGUAGCGGCUGGGGUCGUACCCGAUGUCAUUGUGCAAAACUUGGUCGUGAAAGCAUACGUUGAAGCAGGAAAACCUCAGGAUGCUUUGUCGGUCUUGGAUCAGCUGGGAUCCGUUCUUGAAGCCAAUACCAAACCCGAUACGUGGGCAUACAAUGACCUUAUUGCUGGAUUAGGAAAGAAAGGUGAUGUGAAGGGCGCCAAGCUAGCCCUGACGUCCAUGGCAAAAGCGGGGCUGAAGCCAGAUUUGGUUACAUAUACCGCCCUUUUAGCUACUUGUGAAAGUAUUGGGGAUGUUGAAAAGCUGAAGCAGGAGAUGGAGAAAGAGGGUAUCGAUACUGACGUUGUCUGGCGACGAACGGUAGCGCGCACAUACGCAAAGUUGGGCGAGCCUGAGAAAUGCGAGGGCGUAAUUCGCAAAGGCAAUCAGACAAUGGAUACACUCGAUUGGAAUAUCAUUUUGGCCGGUUGGAAAGAAGUCGGUGAAUAUUGGCGGUGCUGUCAAAAGUAUGAAGAGAUGGAGGUGGAAGGGAAAACGACGCCUGAUGCGGUGACCUUCAAUACCCUAUUAUCAUCUUCCCUGAAAUCGCAACAGGUUCCAUUUCCGGAUCGUGAGGUCGAUCGUUGGAUGGCCAGUUUUUCUUCCCACAAAUUAACCCCCACCGCGCAUACCCAUAACCUCUUAAUCGAACAUGCCGCCAUGGCUGGUGAUGCCAAACUGGCACAGAAGCGAUGGAAGAACAUGUUAGCAGUGGGCUUGAAGCCUACAGAAGCAACAUUCAUCAACCUGAUUGCGGCGUUUGGAAAGGCAGACGAUGAACCUGCCUUGAUGCAAGUGUUGAACGAAACUUUGCGUUCGAGCGAUCUCAGACCCUCUAUGCUGUUUCAUCACUCGGUCAUGAAAGUUUUUGCGUCAAGCGGAAAAGUGGAUCAGGCGCGAAAGUGGAUGGACCGUAUGACAGUCGACGGCAUGGAUCCAGACCAAGUGACAUGGCGACAUCUUGUAGCCGCUUAUAUUACCGCUGAUGAUCUAAGUGGCGCCGAAAAGGCCAUGAUUGAAGCCACGCUAUCUGUGAAAAAAAACAGACCAUCACAGUCUUUGAAGCGGCCCAUGUCUCGGGCAUCAACAGCAAUCUCGCCAUUGAUGGCUCGCUUGCCAAAUUCUCCAGAUACGCAACUCCUUCAUAUGCUGGCUAACGCUCACUGCAUGAAAGGCAACCAUCUUGCGGCAAUGUCGUUCCUCUCCCGAAUCGCUGCCCCAAAAGUGGAUGAUGUGACAGUGGGCACAGCAAUGAAGAUAUGCCUAAAAGCGGAAUGGGUCGAGGAAGCGGGUAUCUUGUGGGAUUGGGCUACAAAGGGUACAGAGUGGGUCGGGCCCAAAGUGGGCUUUCUCACACGACGACCACGGACAAGGAGCGCAGACGAACUUGUUAAUGAAGCGACUGUAUGUUGCUUCAUUGAUCUCGCGGGCAAUGUCGCUGGUAAAGGGAAAUGGAGCGGAGAUAGGGCGUUGGGUGUAGUUAAUGUUCGGAAUGUGUGGAAGGAGGUUUUGAGCAUGCGGGACACCCAAGGGGAGCGGAACGCAGUGGAGGGUGAAGCAUCAACACUAGAGUCCACGCCUGUAGAAAACUCUAGCGAAAAGUCAGCAUUGCAACCUUGGCGAUGGAAGCAUUGGCCUACAGAAAACAUGUGCAAUUCCUACAUAGAAGCUUUGAUGCGCUGUGGUGAUUUAUUCGGUAGCGUCAAAGUGUUUACCCUCAUGGACAGGCAGGGGUACCCGGCACGACCAACACCAAAGACGAUACGAACGAUCAUGGAGAAGCUUAUGAAAGCCAAUGCUCCCCAUUUGGUUUCAAAAGUGCAAACUACUGUGAAAACCAGGUGGCCGGAUUUGGAACCCGUGGUGAACGAGUUGCUUGAGCGUGGCAAGCGGUAGAGAAGUGACGGUAUUUAACUUGGUGCGCCCACCUGUAAAUAGUAUUCUUAACAUUCAUUUCUCAGCAUAAAAAAAUCUUGUAUAUCGCAAAACAGAUAUAAUAUGAUAGGGUACAGGCAAUUUCAAUACUGCAGACAAAUGUAUUCUUCUGCCUACGUUUGACAGUUGAAAUGAAUGAAC